GGGGCGGGACAAACCUCUGGGCAUUUGUUGCCUGUCAGCCUCGCACUUAGUGAAGCAGUCUGUCAAAGAAGAAGGGAAGAUGGCGAGAGGUUGUCGGAGUCUGCGGAAAGUUGCUGAGUGCAUGAAACAGUUACCUUCCACAGCCAAACGGGAAAUACAGACGAGGAACAACGUAAGAUAUCUUUCAUCAUGUGGGAUCCUGAUGACACGCGUGCCUCCCCUGCUGAGUGCUGCAAUGACCGGGCGUGGCAUCGUGUUGCCUGCCCGCAGCUUCUUCAACAUCGCUGAUUCCUUCUCCAGGAGGAAAGAAUACUCGGAGAGACGCAUCAUUGGGUUUUCCAUGCAGGAGAUCUAUGAGGUGGUGGCCGGUGUGGAAAACUACCGCCACUUUGUCCCCUGGUGUAAGAAGUCUGAUGUGGUGUUUAAACGAUCCGGAUUCUGCAAGGCCAAACUAACUGUGGGCUUUCCACCUGUGGUGGAGAACUACACCUCUCUCGUCACCACAGUGCGCCCCCACAUGGUCAAGGCAUCCUGUUCAGAUGGUAAACUGUUCAACCACUUGGAGACGGUUUGGCGUUUCAGCCCUGGCCUCCCAGGCUACCCUCGUACCUGCACCGUGGAUUUUGCUAUCUCCUUUGAGUUCCGUUCUCUCCUCCACUCCCAGCUAGCUCACGUGUUCUUCGACGAGGUGGUUAAGCAGAUGGUCUCGGCGUUUGAGCGCCGUGCCUCCAAGAUACACGGUGCUGAGACGGCCAUUCCUCGUGAGCUCAUGUUCCAUGAGGUGCACCACACGUAGCGUCACUCCUGCCGCAAAAAACACAGACACGCACGUACACAAUACCAGAGAGAGAAAUGAGGGAGUAGAGAGAACAAAGAGACUACCUGUGUUCUAACUGAAAACUGCAGUGCCUUUCUUACAGCAACGACCAAGUUUAUUCCCAGCAACUUCCUAUAUCCUAUAUUUUUUUUUAUCAUUGAUGAUGGUCCACCAGCUAAUUGUGACCUUGGUGUUAAACACAGACUGACUUGCAGGGUUGUGAAACUGAGUUCACAGGUAAUGAACGUGUUUCCAUGGAGGCGAAACUAAAUGAACCUUCGGACAAACCCAGCAGUGAUGUUGACCAUGACUGGUCAAGCAAGUAUGUCAUCACAUCUGUAAACAUUAGCCAUACUCAAUAGUUAACUACACUGCUGUAACCACCAUUUUACUACUACUGCUGGCAGCACUGCAACAACUUUACACUUGCAAAGCGGCUGUAGGAAGACACUGCACAG
Messenger RNA from Thunnus maccoyii (southern bluefin tuna), 1275 nucleotides. It is a transcript of the gene coq10b, whose product is annotated as coenzyme Q10B. Bases 80 to 796 code for a protein of 238 amino acids. Lineage: Eukaryota; Metazoa; Chordata; Actinopteri; Scombriformes; Scombridae. Gene Ontology annotation, biological process: cellular respiration; ubiquinone biosynthetic process. The record is from RefSeq and is a predicted model, not a curated record. The transcript is spliced from 5 exons. Gene Ontology annotation, molecular function: ubiquinone binding. Gene Ontology annotation, cellular component: mitochondrion.